AUGACCAGCACUGACCACCACCACCAUCGAAGCAUGAACGGCUUCGAAGUCGAACUGUGCUUUCAGUGCAUCAGUCUCCAACGGACGGACAUGACAUUCAAAGUGGACGGCGAGCGGUUCGCUACCUCGUCUCGCACGCUUAAGCUCUACUCGAACGCUAACUACCGUGUGGUGAUCAGGACGAGGCCUGCGAUGGACAUACAAAAGGUGUUCCUUGGCGGUGAUACGUUCAACCUCGAACAUUCCAUUGAGCAACCAGGAACCUGCUCAUUCAAAUGGGACACGACCGGAAUUUCUGAGUCAAAGCGAAGAAACAGGCAUACUUUACAAUUGGACAUUCAGUACUCAGCAGUCAGCGUCCAGCACGGCUUGCAGUGCAAAUUUUACAAGCUCAACGACCCACAUGCCAACUGGGGCGAUAAAGUAGACUGGAUCGUUUUAAAAUGUUCCCAUUCAGAAGAAAAUAACGCCACUGUCACGGAAGAGGAAUUUGUCUAG
Molecule: messenger RNA, 498 nt
Organism: Soboliphyme baturini
Lineage: Eukaryota; Metazoa; Nematoda; Enoplea; Dioctophymatida; Soboliphymatidae
Source: the annotation of a GenBank genome assembly